AUGGCCUUAUCAGUGGACUACCUGUGGCUGUACAUCCUGCUGCCCAGCAUAGCAACUGUGGCCCUGAUUGGCCUUUUGCUGGGCAUAGCAUGCUUCCGGCGCCGUGCAAAGCCGUCACCGCCACCUUCAGCCAAGAGCUUUGCUGGAAAAGCUGCCCUUCGAGGACCUGCCCAACAGAACCUCGAGUUGGGGCGACUAUUGCCUCGGCCAACAAGGGCUCCUGAGGUAUCAGCUGCACGAAUCCGUUUCCAUGAGGAGCUGGGUGAAGGAGCAUUUGGCAAGGUGUACAGAGGAGAGAUGCUACCCGCCAAGCGUGACUGCAGUGCCCCCGUGCCAGUGGCCAUAAAGACACUGAAGGAAAAUGCGGCCAUGAAGACGCAGCAGGACUUCCAGCGGGAAGCCGAGCUGAUGAGCGACCUGCAGCACCGCAACAUUGUCUGCCUGCUGGGUGUGUGCACCAAGGAGGAGCCCCUGUGCAUGCUCUUUGAGUACAUGCCUCACGGAGACCUGCACGAGUUCCUGGUGGCACACUCGCCACGCUGCGAGGGCACCACUCAGGUGCUCGACCUGGCCGACUUCCUCCACAUCUCCAGACAGGUUGCCGCCGGCAUGGAGUACCUGUCGGCGCACCACUACGUGCACCGCGACUUGGCAGCACGCAACUGCCUCGUCGGCGAGGCGCUCACGGUCAAGAUCUCCGACUUCGGCCUGUCGCGCGACGUCUACUCGUCCGACUAUUACCGCGUCCAGUCCAAGUCGCUGCUGCCAGUGCGCUGGAUGCCGCCGGAGUCCAUUCUGUACGGCCGCUUCACCACCGAGAGCGACGUGUGGUCCUUCGGCGUCGUGCUCUGGGAGGUGUUCAGCUACGGCCUCCAGCCGUACUACGGCUACGCCAACCAGGAAGUCAUCGACCUGGUGCGUGCGCGCCAGCUGCUGCCCUGCCCCGAGGACUGCCCGCCGCACCUGUAUGCGCUCAUGGUCGAGUGCUGGCACGAGGUUCCCAGCCGGCGGCCGCAGUUCCGCGAGCUGCACGCGCGCCUCUGCUCGUGGCAGGCUCUGCACGCACGCAGCGCCAGCCUCAGCACUCACGGCAGCAACCACACGGGCUCCACGUCGGUCAGCCACAAGGGCGGUGGCAGCCCGCUCCUGGGCGGACCACCCGGAGGCGCCAUUUUGGUGGACAGGCCCGCCACGCCGCUCGGAGGAGGAGGAGGGAUGACCCGGGGCCCACCCUGCCCGCUCCAGAACCCGCCGCCCCCGCCGCCGCUGUCACACUUUGGGCCGCCGUACAACGCGCUCGACACCAGGGUGUCCAAGGUCUGACAGAUCCCCCGCAGCUGCUACUUUGUGUGAGCUGCGUAGAUCUGUCUCUCCCUCCCAGAAGGCAUUGCUGAGAGUGUCUUGCCUCAGGGAAGUUUCAAUGCUGCGUUACCCACCAAUGGGCUCGCCACGUCGAAACGGACUGGAGAAAAUCCACCGCGGCCAAAGCCGCGGGAGUCGGUGCUCGUGCGCGGCAGCUACUUCUUGUGAGCUUAACGUACCCUUUCCCAGUUGGGUGCCUGCCGUGUGCACCCCCCCCGGAGACCUCGUAGCAACCUCACGACGGCAGAGCGCCGAGUAAAACUUUGGCGUCUGAAACGUCGACAACUUGAGAACUGCUCGUGCCUGGCAGCUGAGUCAAGUGCCGGUCCCUUGAACAAACGGUUGCGGAAGGUUCCCUCAGGAUGUCGCCGACAACAGAGCGAAUCGCGACUGUCUCGGCGACAGCAGUGUGGCGUGGCCUUGUGACUCGUGUGCCGCAUUGAGUGCUUUGACAACUGGUCGACCACCGACAAACGAACUUCAGCAGUGGACACAGCACCCCGAGCUUCGGCAACGACGCCUCGGAGAGCACAUGAAUGUGGCCAAAGUCAGCUAACACUGCCACAGCAAAAGACACUUUGCGCGGAGGAGCGUGUGUAUGCUCUCAAACAGCGAAAAAGUAUGCUAUACGAGAUAGAACAAAGAAUCACAGAAAUGCUUCUCUACCAUUUAUAAAUUGCACACAGUACCGUGGAUAUCACGAAAAGUGUCAGAAGAAUACUCAUCUAAAUGAAACACUUUUGUGUUCAUUUGUCUUAGCAUGGGUAACGUGUCUUCAAGAAAUGAGUCCUUCACAUUUUUUUACUGUCACAACUCGAUGCUGACGCACGUAUGUAUAUCUGCAAUAAGAGACGUGUUCCUAAGCUUGUUUUGAUAAGGCAGCAAAUAUUUUGCCAUCACUGUCACAAUUCUUUUCUUUCUUGCAUUGAACGCAUCCAGCUUCAGUUGGCCUUGAAUGUGUCGCCGGUGUUCUUUGAGCAAUCAGUGUGUCAGUAUUAUAGAAACAGCCGGGUGCUAUUUACAGUCAGUACUAAUGCCGUACUUCCAAGCAUUGAUAGAUGUGCGAAAGAUGCCGCUUCCCGGUGUGUCUCAUUUGCCAGCUUCUGCAGUGCUAACAGUGCCCGACAUACAGCACAGCACAGUAAUAGUCACAGGUGGACUGCAAUGAAAUUUAACAUUGGCUAGACUGGUAAAAAAAUGUGUAUUAUAUAUAUAUAUAUAUAUAUAUAUAUAUAUAUAUAUAUGUGCUGCUGAAGCAAUCUUAGCAAAGUUGCAGGGCUGGUACAAUUCUAAUUUUCUCAUUAGCAGCCUUUAAAUAGCAGCCAAGUAAACGAUGCUUUCGGCUGGUGUUUAGAGGAUGUGAAAGUCCUAGCACUUUGCCUCAGAUAUUUUUUGCUGCACCAUGGGCAGCCACGGGCAGCACCUAAUUUCAGAGGUCAUGCCAAGAAGUCGCAUGUUCCGAGUGGUGCAUGACUUAAUUCCAGCAAGCGGUAACGGUGUCGCUUUUUUUCUGUUUCAGUGUCAAAAACAACUUUCGUGAGCCUUUCAGAAAGCAUCCACUCGUAUUUAAAACGUAAAGUUUAGCACAGAAUCUGCUCUGUAUCAACAUACUAAUCUGAAACUAGGCUUUUUUACGCAGCUGAAAAUUUUGUUGCAGUUGACCUUUUAAAGGGGAACCAUCUCAUCAUAGACAUUAGAUGUACUGUUUCCACGAGAAUGUUCACUUACAUCAUGGCAUGUGAUGGCUUGCGCAGUUUUUCUCGUCUGGCAAAGCUUAAGAAGAAACCUUCGUUAACCUUAAGCCUACAUGCAUGCAAUGCAGACUGAAAUGAUCACACUUUUUUACCUCUUUGGGAACCCAGCUCCCAAGAAACUUCCAGUCUCGCCUGUGGUAAACGCAUCCACUAAAUUUUGCAGGUGCGAAAGGUGCUGUGCGAUAUGUCAUUCCAAUGGCGGCCAUAUUUAUGAAAAUACAUUUCAUUCUUUGUUCUUGUGGUUGAAAGUAGCGUGAAAAAAACAAAUUGCAAGAAAGGCACUAAAAACCGCUCACCUGGACUGAUUCAGCGACAUGAGAUAAAUAUGAAGAAUACACGAAAAGCACAGUACGUGCACGAAUUAAGCUAUCAUAUCAGCGGUUGUCAAAAGUGCAUGUCAACGAAAACUAUCUUCACCGGUUUAUAGACAGAUUGCCAAUAUUCCAGCUCCUUUAUAUUAAUAAUUGCUUCCAGUAUGUAUGAUUCCUACUUUUGCCAAAAAUUUGAAUCUAGCCCAAGUGGGGGCUUACAGCUGUCACUUCCUUCAUUCCUUUAUUUUCUUUUUGCCUUUAGUCACUGGGCUUAGAGGCCACUGCACCACCAUUAUCGCCAAAGAGUGGCCACUUGGCGUGAGGGAUAGGAAUUGAACAAUGAAAAAGGCACCACCAGCUUCUGGCUAUGUGUAUUUUAACAGAAGCCAGUUACGAUAGAGAGAUGCACGGGAAGGCCUGAACAGCUAACUUCUGCCCCACAAAACUCUCGAUUGCAUAGAUUCUCCACUGGAAUAAUGCAAAAUUUGCGGAUACCCACAGUCAUACUCUGCACUGCGCUGUAGUUAAAGCUCACUGAGAAGAGUUAAGGCAAUGCAGGAGCCUUACCUGUCACAUUGCAGUCACCAUCACGGCAUCAGCAAAACCCAACUUUAAUCUCACAUUUGAGCACAACCACAUCUACUGAUCCACUUCAAGGUGUUCCUCAAUCGCGACUCAAAGUUUGUGAGCUAGGCCACUUGUAUACUCACAUUUCAUUGCGAGCCUGAACACACCCCAACAAUGCCAGUCAUCGCUGCGAGAACCGUGACAUGCCAUUUACAUAAAUUUACACGAACUGAUUUUACAGUGACUUUUUACUGCCUUUUCUUUACACAUAGUUUACAAAGCGUGUCUGCAGCCCAUUUGUAGAGAAAUGUGUUAUUGCUACUUUAAGCUCUCUUUUGUUACACGAGAACCGCCAUGUUUGUGUUUUUACCCAUUUGAUGUUGUGCUGUCACCCUGUAUUGCCAGAACUUGCGUGACGUGGUUCGAGGAGCAAUAAGAACACUCAGAUUACACUAAGGGCACACCAUGAAGCUGUUCCGUCAUUCAGAGCAGCCUCAAGAGAAAAAAAAGUGCGGCACUCCUUGUCACACACUCUACCGUCACUUUAUUAUUCUUUUCAUUGUGCCAUGUGUUGUUCUACACAAAAAACAUGUUUUGUGCAACUAGUCCUUUAGUAGUAAACACUGUGUGUAAAAAAAAAAGUUUACGUGCUUAUCUUUGGAGACGCCGUGAAAUGACUUCAGACAUUGUUACGAAACUAUGUGAGCAGUGUCCCAUGUUUUCAUGUCCACAAGCCUGCACCAGCAAUUACACAAACCUCAGAAAAGUAAAGAAAUAAAAAAUAGCCAGAUAUUUCUGAUGCUUAAAUUUAUAAACCCAAAGGCAAGCUUUUGAUUUGAAUGUGCUGUCAGAGCAGGGGCUUUUGGGUGUGACUUCACAGCACUGCAGAUAGCACCGCCAUGAACAAAAUGAAAGAAUUAAAAUUCGUUUAUAAGCAGCACUGUACACUGUGCUUAUAUAGUUUGAGAGAAUGACUAAACAUAGAAACAGGCACAUAGAUUAACUUUUGUUAAGUGCUAUGCCCAUAACCAAGUUCCAGACACUAAAGGGCAGAGAAUGCUUAGCUCCUUGCCAGCUUCUUCAUGUUGCUGGCCUCUGUCAGGAUCACUGACAUCUGAUAAGAAAUUGCUGUGAAAUACUGUACCACCCCCCCCCCCCCUCCUCAGAGUGUAGAUAGUUUCAAACAUUUAACGUUAACUGCUAUUUGUGGAUCAUGUAUGCACUCUACCCUAGUAAAUAACAUAAUGUUCGAACAGUGCUGCCGCACAAUUCGACGACUGUUUCGUUACAAUGUUCUGAAGCCUCUUCAGGGUCACAUUAUCUCUGCUUUUGAUAAAAACUUUUAUGAGUUGACAAUAAUAGUAUAUAAAGUCUUCGCGUUAUACAAGAAGUGUCCCGUCAAGACACAGCAAGGACAUUAAGUGCGACAACCUCUUGUACAGUGGCACUAAGCGGUCAACAUUAAGGCCGGACCUGCGAUGUCUCCUUGCACAUGCGGUUGAUGUGAGAACAAAAGAGAUACGAACAACGAAGAAAGUCUCUGAAUACCAGUAUAAGCAAUUUUGCGAAAGGAGUGUGAUCUCCACUGGUGGUUACAGAAUAGACUUUUUCAAACAAUCUGUGAAUACUUCACUAUGUAACUAGACCUUUACUUAAUGUGAAAAGCCUUCAUUUCAAAAACAGAACUCCCAUAAAAAAAGAAAGAAAUGAGAAGGCUUGCACAUUGUAAUAUGUUCUAGCUUUCUGUGGGCCACACGAAUAUUUAUAAUUUUCAAAAACAACACAGGAGUUCAUUGGAGCAUGUAUCUGCGCAAUGCUAUCAGCGAUGCUUUCGAUGUUGUUUGCUGGAAAUGUUAAACCCCAUUUGUUGCUACCCGUUUUUGCACAGUCAGAAUACAUGGACGCACGUGGAGUGUCCUAGUAUAUUACGUAUGAGCACAAAGAAAACAUAUCACAGUGCUACAAGAAACACGUUAUGCGUCAAGAAGUGCUUGUGGAAUGCAGCUACUAUGGUUGGGAGGUUUGCUUAACAAUACAGUUGAAUGCUGUUAUAACCAAGACACGUUCAAUAUGAAAAUACCUUCGUUGCAUCCAAUAUUUAUUAUAAGCAUAUAUGUAUGUGUCAAGCUCUAGUGUCGGUCAGACACAUUUUAGAUUUACUUCGAUAUAUUGAAUAAUUGAUUGCCUCCGUGUUCGCUAUAUCCUGGUUCGACUUUGCUUUGUCAGGGCAAGCACGCUUGUCAGUAUCUUUGAAGAGAAACAAUGCUUCAUAGACUUCAUCAGUCCAAACAUGAAUAGAAAAUUUAAACUUUCCUUACUCAGAUGUGUAGUCAACAAACUACAUUACCAAUUAAUGCUUCCUGCAGGACUUCACAGUGAGCAUCACUAUCACGAAUUGCUGCACAAAAACUCAAAUUAUUGGGAAGAUAAAGUAACAAAGUUUAAGCAAUAAAAUGAGCAACAGACCAACAGUGGCAUUGCACAGACUCAACUCAGCUGCAAAAGUCAACACACGACGGGAUCCAUGAAAGGGCCAAUUAUUUUUGCAGCCUCAGAAUGCAGCCUUGUAUCUAGAGCUCCUGCCUGUACUACUAAAUGCGAACAGCAAGUCUUGGACGGUUUUACUGGCUAUGGUCAUAAAUUGCUCAGAAAUUCAUCAGCACUUCUCUCGAUGCUAUGCUCCAUAACCUUAUGCGCUUGACUGUACCUUUGGCACAAAAAGAGGCAUAAACAAGUCAGUAACAACGUAAAUGUCUUUUUCCACUUCCAUGUUUGCCAAGCUUUGCUACAACAAUUCUAUUCACAUUCCAGUAUGAAGAAUUGACACCAAGGAACGUUUAAAAGCCAGCCCCACACUCUGACCCAAUCAACUGUAAAAGGUGUUGCAAUGACUUUUCGCCCAAUUCGAACUUCAAUUUCUGCAUGUAGUGCACUUUGAUGAAAGGAAACAGUGCAGCCACUAUCCGAUUUAUAAGGCAACAUAAAUUCAAGUAACAAUGUGCAUAGUUUCAGAAAGGUCAAAUGCACUACUUAUUAUAACAUAAAUAGUGACGUAACGUACGUGCAUAUAUCUGACGAAGGGAGCACUGCAUUCAAUUUCAUGUAAGUGCAGUGAAUUGUGCGCACAAUGAUUCUAAAAGCAGGCUAGAUGUUAAAUAAAAUUGUAACAUUUUACAUCUAGAAUAAUAUCAGCCAGCUGGUGUUCUUUAACCCUUUCUGUGCCACGUUAUUAUCCCAAAUUGUGACCAAAAAUGCCCAACUUAUUUUUAAAGAUCCCAUUGGCCAACAAGUUAUACCUCCUCAGAAAAAAAAACAUUUUCGCUUCUGCUAUCACAGUGACUGUGUGCUGCCAUCUACCGAAAGUAUGGUUAAGCACACAGAUAAAACUAAACUGGUACACGGCAUUGCUGGAAAAUAAGGAGCGCCGUUGAUGAGCCGAGCUCCUCCUUGGCCGUUUUCACCAGAAAUGUGUGAAUGAAUUCAGUUCAUCCAAGGUACAGCAAGGGUUAACACGCCCCCAAAUAUAAAUACGUUGGCCUUUUUGCAUUACAUCCCCAUCGGAAGGACACGACAAAUGGAAAUCAAACCCACAACCUUGCGCUCCGCGUGAGAACACGAUGGCCACUGCCAGGCUAGACGGAGGUUAAACUCCUUAAGUGUUUUAUUAUUUUGACCAAAAGUGACCUUAUUUUGUCUUGUUUUUUAAUCACUCAUUUUCAAACUGCAAUCCAUUGAAAACCCUUCUUAAGCUUUUUCGACCAAUUUGCUUCAUGAUUUAGGUGCAAAAAUGCUGCACCACUGUCGCGCCAAGUAAAUGCCGUCUUCGCUUUCCGAAUACACAGUUUAGGCAGAAGCGAUUCGAAGACUAUCAUCAUCCUGUUCGUUAAAAGAACAAAACUCCAGUGCAUCACUUUCACUGUCAAGAGUUGAGCAGCGGCUUUCAUUUGUACGUGCAACUCACACAAGAGCUGGCAGACGUCACCGUUCUAAAUCUGCCAAAAGGUGCAAAAAAAAAGUGCGAUUCCAGAAAGGCGGUCUCUGAGUGCUGACAAAGUGCUGCCACCUAAGUAGAAGAUAACAAAUACCGCAAUAAAAGUGUCCCUCCAGCGCUGACAAAAUGGCUGUCAUCUAUGUUGUAGAACACAGACUGAAUCAAUGCAGCCUUUGUGGCGCUGAAAAAGUGUCAAUAUCUAUCUAAUAAAACAAGAAAGAGCGAAAUAAGUGCAGAUUUCAAACGCUGGUACUACAGCCAUCAAUGUAGUACAAGGAAUGCUAAGUGGUUGCGAUGAGUUCGUCCAAAUCGCUUUGAAACCGGGGUUAUUGCCGUUGACUAGCUGAGCUCGUCCAAAACACUCAAGGGGUUAAUGAUUCCCUUUAGCAAUGACGGCUUCUGAAGUCUAUUUAACAAUGUGACCUGUCUUUUCUGGUUUUUGAUCAUCUUGUUCUUGUCAACCUGGUGUUGUUUCAAGUCAUUGGACGUAUUGAUUUGUGUGUUUGCAGAAUGUAAUAAUAAUGGUACCCCCAGGCCUGGAAACCCCAGCCAUAGAGCGUCUAUAAGAAAAUAUCUAAGAAGCAAUGAUAGUUGCCAUAGCAACUGCAUUCCACAAGGGCUUGCUGCAGUAGUUAGGUGACAACACAUCACUACACUCACUCACACCACAACAGAGGCGAAUGUAAUAUAAUGUGUGCAAAAAAAUAUGCGCAUUUGUGUGUGCAUGCAUGUGUGCGUAAAUGCAUUUGCUACUUUCAAGGUGACGUCGACAGCCGCUGGCUGACGUCCCUUUCAUCUCAACCCCCGAACCUGCCUUCUUGCCCCCCCCCCCCCCCCCCCCCCCCCCCCCAUGACCUUUUUUUUUUUGCACUUCCCGAAAGGUGCUCUCCUGCGAUGCUCUUGCAGCGCGUGUGUCGAACUGUUUGUUCACAUUUGUACAAAAGAAAAAAAAACAUUUUGCCCGUCAAUGUCUGUGACUGGAUGUGUUACUCUUUUUAUACGUAAAGAUUAAUAAAGUUAAGUUAUGGUGA
Messenger RNA from Dermacentor silvarum, 9016 nucleotides. RefSeq names its product inactive tyrosine-protein kinase transmembrane receptor ROR1. The record is from RefSeq and is a predicted model, not a curated record. The transcript has 5 exons. Gene Ontology annotation, biological process: multicellular organism development; cell surface receptor protein tyrosine kinase signaling pathway; protein phosphorylation. Bases 1 to 1323 code for a protein of 440 amino acids. Gene Ontology annotation, cellular component: membrane; signaling receptor complex. Gene Ontology annotation, molecular function: transmembrane receptor protein tyrosine kinase activity; ATP binding. NCBI's taxonomy places the organism in Eukaryota, Metazoa, Arthropoda, Arachnida, Ixodida, Ixodidae.